CUCUUCUUCCUCUGACCACCAUCAGGUUCUGUCCUGAUUGUGAUUCCAUUGUCGCGUGGUUCCUCCUGAAUCUCUACUCCUUCCAGAUUAAUCCUUGGUCAAUUUUUUGUCGCUCUUUAUUACCGACCUUUUUCUUUUCCUUCAUUUUACCACCACCACUAUGUCUCACGAAGGGAAGGGUCAGGAGGACCAGAUGUCAGAGGUCAUUUUCGAAGCGGAGAAGGGAAAAUUCGAAGGGGAAUCGCCUCUUCCAUCGCCAGCUGUUGCAACAACCCCAAAGCCGAAGCCAAAACUCUCCGCGACGAUGAUAAUACCUGUCUGGAUUGUUCUCAGUUCAACAGUUAUUAUCUACAACAACUACCUCUACAACACCCUCGACUUCAAGUAUCCUGUUUUUACAGUAACCUGGCAUCUCACUUUUGCUGCAAUAGGGACGCGUGUCCUUCAGAAAACGACGUCGCUGUUAGAUGGUGUCAAGGACGUAAACGUUACGAAGGACAUGUUCUUGAAAUCCAUUCUUCCCAUUGGGGUGCUCUUCAGUGCCAGCCUUAUCCUCAGCAACACUGCCUAUCUGUAUCUGAGCGUAUCUUACAUACAGAUGCUGAAGGCUUUCACACCAGUGGCAAUCCUCCUUAUAUCAUGGGUGAUUCGCAUACAGGAACCCAGCAGAAAACUGGCCGCGAUUGUGCUUCUCAUCUCGGUCGGUGUCGCUCUUGCUUCGCAUGGUGAGCUGAGGUUUAACCUCUUUGGUUUCAUCGUUCAAUCCGCUGCCGUCGCUUUUGAGGCCUCCCGGCUUGUUAUGAUCCAACUGCUCCUUCAUGGACUCAAGAUGGAUCCUCUUGUCUCUCUGCACUACUACGCCCCGGUCUGCGCAGCCUUGAAUCUACUGGCCUUACCGUUCACAGAGGGUCUCGCACCUUUCUAUGAACUCGCAAGGAUAGGUCCCGUCAUCCUGAUCAGCAACGCUUCGGUUGCGUUUUUACUCAAUAUCGCCGCUGUGUUCCUGGUUGGCGCCGCCAGUGGACUUGCAUUGACACUCGCUGGCGUUUUCAAGGAUAUCUUAUUGAUCACCGGUUCCGUUUUGAUCUUUGGCUCGCCUGUAACGCCGCUACAGGUUUUCGGGUACUCGAUAGCUCUAGGUGGUCUCGUUACCUAUAAGCGAAUUGGCUUGAAGUAAAUCGAUCAAUGUAGAAAACAACAUUUCCUCCAAUGUCCUUUCUCCCUUUCUGGAUUAUUAGGCUUUCGUGUACGCGUUAAGGGUGUUUGUCUCUGCAUAUUCUGUAUAUGUGACACUCAUGGUUUCUUUCUGCUAUUUAUUUACGGAUAAUUGGUUUUUUGUAGAGGUAUCGGAACAUCCAUGGACGCUAUUAAAAUUAUUUGCAUACGUUCCGGGGUAAUAAGAUGGGUAUUCUGAAGAUUUGAUUUCGGGCUGUACGCAAUGAUAUUAUUAGUA
Molecule: messenger RNA, 1453 nt
Organism: Marasmius oreades (fairy-ring Marasmius)
Lineage: Eukaryota; Fungi; Basidiomycota; Agaricomycetes; Agaricales; Marasmiaceae
Exons: 7
Coding region: 161-1177 (338 amino acids)
Cellular component (GO): trans-Golgi network; Golgi apparatus; endosome
Molecular function (GO): antiporter activity
Source: RefSeq, a predicted model, not a curated record